CGGAACGACCUCCACGCCGCCGCUAGUCGAAACCGCCUCGGCGCACACCAGUGUUCUGUGCCUCUACUUUCAACCCACCGCUCGCGAGAGCGCACUCACAGGCGCACUCGAGUGCUCCAAAACGUCAAAGCGAACAUUGUAAACGCCGCGCGGUCAGACUGCUCCAACGCACGCGUCGCGUUGCCUAGUGCCGAAGUUUGUGCCGGUGCCUUCCUGUGGUUCACAACCGCGCGCCGAAGUUUGGCCGGGGCAAAAUACUCUUGCAAACAUGUGUGCUUUCAACUCGCUCACUGCGAGAGACUGCUGCCAUUUAGGUUUAUUUAAUCCUGCAUGAAGAAUGGAGAAUGACACCGAUGCCAGGGAGCGCCUCUUUCACAAUGCGAUCCGUGAAAUACUGAUUCACGCUUUAUUUUUCCUUAUCCUCUACGUCUUUGCGCACAUCCUGGUUUCAAAGUUUAGGAAGAAAAAGGAGUACUACUUUGCCGAGGACGAUGAAGAUGCCAUCGUGUGCAGAGUAUCCCUGUGGAUGUGCUGCUUCAGUCUUGCGGUGUCCUUGGGGGCAGCACUGCUGCUGCCAGUAUCCAUUAUCAGCAAUGAAGUGUUGCUGCUCUACCCUUCUAGCUUCUACGUGCAAUGGCUCAACAGUUCACUCAUUCACGGACUGUGGAAUGAGAUAUUUCUCUUUUCCAACAUCUCCAUCUUCAUUCUACUGCCAUUUGCGUAUCUGUUUACGGAAUCAGAGGGACUCCCGGGUUCUCAAAAGGGGCUUAUCUCACGCUUCUAUGAGACGUUUCUUGUGUUCACCCUGGUGGCAGCCCUGCUCUUUGGCAUGACCUUCCUGCUGUCAGCCAUCUUGGAUUAUGGCCAAACCAGUAUGCAGUCCCUGUUCGCCCUAUGGUGUGGCUAUCUGCCUUUCCUGUAUUCAUGCCUGUCAUGCUUUGGAGUUGUGCUGCUGCUCAUUUGUACACCAGUCGGAUUUGCUCGCCUGUUCACGGUGCUUGGAGAGCUGGUUAUCAAGCCCAAGUUCCUGCGUGACAUUCAGGACGAACACCAGUGCGCUAUGAUGGAAGAGGAAAACCUGCGAAGAAGGGCUCACAUCAUUAGCCAUGAGUUGGAAAUACACCAUUCCACACCUGUUCAAAGAAUCAGAAGAAAUGGCUGUGCAGCUUCUGCACUUAAACAAAGACUUUUGCAGGUUGGCAAGGUGCGCAGGGAACUAGCUCUGCAGCAGCUGGCAUCACCUUGGAGGAGAAACCUGGGCUACCCAUUGGCCAUGCUGGUUCUGCUGAGCCUCACGAUCAUCUCUCUCUUGAUGGUAAUCCACAACAUGCUGCAGCUUCUGAUUGGUAUCAAAGCUCUGCCAAUCUCUCCUCAGGUUGAGUCUGCCAAGGAAAACACUCUCUGGCCCCACCGGCUAAGGACAGACCUGCCGGACGCCCUGGACGAGGCCGUGGGGUCGCCCCCAAGCACUCUUCUUCCGGACACCAUCGACGACCUGGACUAA
Rhipicephalus microplus (southern cattle tick) is the source of this 1504-nucleotide messenger RNA. RefSeq names its product LMBR1-like protein lilipod (gene lili). Gene Ontology annotation, cellular component: plasma membrane. The record is from RefSeq and is a predicted model, not a curated record. Lineage: Eukaryota; Metazoa; Arthropoda; Arachnida; Ixodida; Ixodidae. Gene Ontology annotation, biological process: signal transduction. Gene Ontology annotation, molecular function: transmembrane signaling receptor activity.